CCCAAUUAAGGCCCUUUUAUUUCUUUCUCCCCAAGUCGAACUAAAGCUAGAAGUAUCCCUAUUCUCAAGCUUCCGUGAAGAAUUCUUCGCUGCCUCGACAUUGCCCAGAGCAUUUACUAGAGCUUUACAAUAUCUGAUGGGAGACAGUCAAUACUCAUUUUCCCUUACCACGUUCAGCCCUUCUGGAAAACUAGUUCAGAUUGAACAUGCCUUAACGGCUGUUGGUUCCGGGCAAACAUCUUUAGGGAUAAAAGCUUCUAAUGGUGUUGUUAUUGCAACUGAGAAGAAACUACCAUCCAUCUUGGUUGAUGAAGCUUCUGUGCAAAAGAUUCAGAUUUUGACACCAAAUAUUGGAGUUGUAUACAGUGGCAUGGGACCUGAUUCUAGAGUUUUGGUUCGGAAAAGUAGGAAACAAGCCGAACAAUAUCACCGCCUCUAUAAAGAACCAAUCCCUGUCACGCAACUUGUGAGGGAAACCGCAGCAGUGAUGCAGGAAUUCACUCAAUCAGGUGGUGUAAGGCCAUUUGGUGUUUCUCUCUUGGUUGCUGGGUUUGAUGACAAGGGUCCCCAGCUGUAUCAGGUGGAUCCUUCAGGUUCAUACUUCUCCUGGAAGGCUUCAGCCAUGGGGAAGAAUGUGUCUAAUGCGAAGACAUUUCUUGAGAAGAGGUAUACAGAAGAUAUGGAACUUGAUGAUGCUGUACACACUGCUAUUCUGACACUGAAGGAGGGAUUUGAAGGGCAAAUUUCUGGUAAAAACAUUGAGAUUGGCAUAAUUGGUGCUGACAAAGUGUUCAGAGUCCUUACGCCUGCUGAAAUUGAUGACUACCUACAGGAAGUGGAGUAGUAAAGUUUUUCUUGAGGGUGCGUGGAAAAUGUUCACUUUAUGUUAGGAAACAACAAAGAAAGAUUUGUUUUGUGCAACGCGACUAUCUAUCAUCAGACUUUGUUGUUUAUUCAAACUUUUGAACUGCCAAAUCUAGACUGCUCUGGCGUUCAUGUGUAACUUAAAUCCUGAUUUUACUUCAGUUCUGGUUGAUUUAUGGCUUUGUAGAACACCUGUCGUGCUUUUAUAUAUAUAUAUAUCCAUAUUAUAUUA
This is a messenger RNA of Ipomoea nil (Japanese morning glory), 1096 nucleotides long. RefSeq names its product proteasome subunit alpha type-2-A. Gene Ontology annotation, cellular component: proteasome core complex; proteasome core complex, alpha-subunit complex. Gene Ontology annotation, biological process: ubiquitin-dependent protein catabolic process. Bases 137 to 844 code for a protein of 235 amino acids. The record is from RefSeq and is a predicted model, not a curated record. The transcript has 12 exons. Lineage: Eukaryota; Viridiplantae; Streptophyta; Magnoliopsida; Solanales; Convolvulaceae.